Messenger RNA from Paraglomus brasilianum, 168 nucleotides. The record is from the annotation of a GenBank genome assembly. Lineage: Eukaryota; Fungi; Glomeromycota; Glomeromycetes; Paraglomerales; Paraglomeraceae.
AUGGACACUGCUCAGUUGAAACAGGAAUUUGAGAAGGCUAGUGCGAAGUCAGAUAGGUUAGAGGCUCUGAGGAAUGGUGCAACAGAAAGAUAUGUAGGAGAGAGGACUGUCUUGGAAAACCAAGAGGCUUACUGGUUGGGAGAAAAGAAGAAGUGGGGAGAUGUUUUA